This is a messenger RNA of Mitosporidium daphniae, 837 nucleotides long. RefSeq lists its product as uncharacterized. The annotation marks the transcript as partial. Lineage: Eukaryota; Fungi; Microsporidia. Gene Ontology annotation, cellular component: endoplasmic reticulum; COPII-coated ER to Golgi transport vesicle; Golgi membrane. The record is from RefSeq and is a predicted model, not a curated record. Gene Ontology annotation, biological process: retrograde vesicle-mediated transport, Golgi to endoplasmic reticulum; endoplasmic reticulum to Golgi vesicle-mediated transport. The transcript has a single exon.
GUUGUAUCCACGCUGAUCUUGUAUUCUUUUUUCUUUUUAUUUAUUUUUUUUACAAUUUACCAGGCCCUUUUUCCAGGGGCCAAGUCUACGCUCGCUAUAGCCACUGACCAAUCAGUGGUUGAGGAGUUCUUUGCUGAUUUAGAUCUUUCCGUGUCAAGUCCUUGUGAUGAAAUUGCCAUUGAAUACUCCAGGGCUGGCGGAUACAACGUCAUAGUUAGUCAUCUUUUGCAGAUGGAUUCCAGUGUCUCUAAUGUUUGUCGAAUUUCUGGAAGGAUCUCUCUUGCACGGGUGGCCGGAUCGAUUCAAAUUAUUCCAGUUGGACAUGUGGGGCUAAUGGAGAAAAACGGAUUUAUCCAGCCUGUGAUCAAAAUAGAUCGUCGUGUUUCCUUUAACCACACCAUUCAUAGACUGGAGUUUGGAGACGCUUUUCCUAAUCGCAUCUCGCCGUUAAAUGGCGUUUCAUCCAGCGGAGUCAAUGAGAAUCCCUUUUUUUUCAACCAAUACUUUAUUAGUAUCAUCCCAACAUUUUGGAGUAAAAAAUCUAUCCUUCCGAUUCUAUCCUCAAGUGGAGUGUCCUCUUUCCAGUAUGCUGCCCAGUCGUACUCCCGUUCAUUAUCUGAAAAUGCCGUUGGAAAGUUUGGCAUCUUCAUGCAGUUUGACUUUGAGUCAGUUAUCAUUGAACAAACAAACAAAUCGCUUUUUACCUCUGAGAGCGGAUCUUUUGGCGAGCUUUCGCUUCUCAUUAUCCAACUAAUAGGGGUUCUAGGUGGCUUGGGUGCCAUCUCCGAUACCCUCUAUUGGCUUCUCAGCUCUUAUGGUCCCUUUUCGCUAUCAUAG